This is a messenger RNA of Nymphaea colorata (pocket water lily), 2214 nucleotides long. RefSeq names its product cytochrome P450 CYP72A219-like. The transcript is spliced from 5 exons. Gene Ontology annotation, molecular function: iron ion binding; heme binding; oxidoreductase activity, acting on paired donors, with incorporation or reduction of molecular oxygen. The record is from RefSeq and is a predicted model, not a curated record. NCBI's taxonomy places the organism in Eukaryota, Viridiplantae, Streptophyta, Magnoliopsida, Nymphaeales, Nymphaeaceae. The coding region runs from base 82 to 1662 and encodes 526 amino acids.
AUGCAGAACAUCGAAUUGCAGAAGGUCGAAGAAGAAAGCUUCCUUCUUUUCUUCUUCUGGCUACGGUAGAGAAGUGCUGUAAUGGAGAUGGUGGGGAGCAUGAUGAGUGUAAGGACGUUGGUGGUGCGUGUAUUGCCUGGUUUCCUUCUUGCAUGGGCAGUGUGGAAGGUGCUGUAUGAGGUGUGGUGGAAGCCAUGGAGGAUUCAAAGCUGGUUGAACAAACAGGGAAUCCAUGGCCCAUCCUUCCAGCUCUUCUUCGGCAAUGCUAGAGAGACCAUGAGCAUGUUCUUCGAGGCUUGGUCCAAACCCAUGAGCUUGUGCCACGAUAUAGCCCCACGAGUCCUUCCAUUCUUUGAUCACGUUGUCAAGAAAUAUGGCAAGAUGUGCGUGGUUUGGUAUGGAAACAUACCUGUGGUUAUUGUCUCGUCUCCGGACCUUGUGAAAGAGGUUCUCACAAAUAGGUCUGGCGAGUUUGUCAAGGCACCACCCCCACCAUCCAUGAGGUCGAUUGUCACCGGGAUUAUCAUUCGUGAAGGCGAAAAUUGGGCUGCCCACAGGAAGAUCCUUAACCCAGCGUUUCAUCUUGAACAACUGAAGGGAUUGCUGCCAACUUUUUCUUUCAGCUGUAGUGAACUUCUGAACAAAUGGGACAAGUCAGUUGCUGCCAGUGGAUCCUGUGAAUUGGAUGUGUUCGCUGAGCUACAGACACUCACUGAGAAUGUGAUCUCAAAGCUGGUGUUUGGAAGGAAUCAUUUAGAGGGAAAGCGGCUCUUCGAGAUCCAAAAAGAGCAAGCUGAAAUGGCUUUCAAGGCUCUUUGGAAAAUUCAGUUGCCUGGAUUCAGAUUCGUUCCAACAAAGGAAAACAUUAGAGCGAAGAAGCUAAACGAUGAAUUGACAAGAAUUCUGCAAGACAUGAUAAGGAAGAGGAUCAAGGAGAUGAAGACGGAAGAUGCAAGGAAUGGUGACUUGUUGGCAAUGCUGCUGGAGGCGUACAUGAUUGACAAUGAUCCAGAAGAACCAGGGAGCUUCAAGAAGAUUGGGAUAUCAAGGGAUGAUGUAGUAGAAGAAUGCAAACUGUUCUACUUUGCAGGGCAGGGGACUACUGCAGUCCUAUUGACAUGGACCAUGGUUGUGCUGUCUAUGCAUCCAGAAUGGCAAACGCGUGCAAGAGAUGAGGUUCUUCGAACAUGCGGAAACGAAAUUCCGACAUUCGACCACUUGAACCAAUUAAAAAUUGUUACCAUGGUUCUGUGUGAAGUUCUGAGGUUGUAUCCUCCAGUAGUAAUGCUGGCAAGACAUGCAUCCAAGACAAUGAAGGUGGGAAAUUUUGAGAUCCCUGCUGGAGUGCAACUGCUAUUACCUACGCUGUUAAUUCAACAUGAUCCUGAGCUUUGGGGUGAUGACUCAAAAGAGUUUAAACCAGAAAGAUUCGCCGAGGGUGCCGCGAAUGCCUCCAAACAUCAACUGGGAUUCUUCCCAUUCAGCUGGGGACCGAGAGUCUGCAUUGGUCAGAACUUUACCAUGGUUGAAGCAAAGUUGGUGCUAGCCAUGAUUCUGCAACAGUUUUCUUUUGAGCUCUCUCCUUGCUAUAGUCAUGCACCUUCCCCUGUUUUAACUCUUCAACCUCAACAUGGAGCCCAUCUCAUCUUGCAUAAAAUCUAGUGUCAUGAUGUCAGGGCUUCGUUUGUGUGCUCUCGCCUGGUUGUCGAAUAAGGAGAGCUUCACCAACCAAGUGUUUGUGCCCUUAGUUGACCUUGUACUCUGAUGAAUUGUAAAAUUUAAUUUGGUGGGCAAUGUCAUCACUUUCUUUUCUACAAGAGAGGAGGUAGUUUCUGGUAGAAAAACUAAACACGCAAUUGAAUGUACCUUCUGUUAGUAAUUCAAGGUCUUACAAAAGGAAGGUGAUAGAAAGUAAAAGGAAAAUAAAUGCAUGCAAGAAACUCUUAGGGCUCUAUAGAUCAGAGAACCAGCUUGUACAAUUUAUUGGUACCUAUCUUCUCCUUGGACAUGGUAGCUACUUUUUCCAGAUUACUUCAUUUCUGGAGUGAUUUUUCACCUGGCAGUAAUGACAGAUAUAUGUUCCACCAUUUUGCUCAUUCCAUUGAUUGUUCAAGAAUGUAGGCACCAACGUUAUCGGCUCUUUUCAAUUUAUUUAUUGGAAGGAUUAUGUGUUCAAUUUAUAAUGACACUUAUGAUUAAGAUAUUAUUGUUCAA